Lizanozyma spartinae is the source of this 3066-nucleotide messenger RNA. RefSeq lists its product as uncharacterized. The transcript has a single exon. Gene Ontology annotation, cellular component: cytoplasm. The coding region runs from base 1 to 3066 and encodes 1021 amino acids. The record is from RefSeq and is a predicted model, not a curated record. Gene Ontology annotation, biological process: tRNA methylation. Gene Ontology annotation, molecular function: protein binding. NCBI's taxonomy places the organism in Eukaryota, Fungi, Ascomycota, Pichiomycetes, Serinales, Debaryomycetaceae.
AUGCCUUCCAAUGCACUUUCCAGUGUGAAGGAACAAUCGCUACAAAAGCUUAGUCAUUAUGGUCCUGUUACCAGCUUGAAAAUCUUCAAGUCAUCGCUCAUUCUUGCAGGCUACGGUCCUAUUUUGAAGGUGUAUAGUGUGGAUAAGGCUAGCAAUACCACUAAACUCAUCUUUCAGAAACAAGUAUUUGGUAGAAACAAGAUCCACAGCAUUGCUGUUUCUGAUGAGGGGAAGAUAUUGGUGUGUGGAGGAAGAUCAUUUGCUGUUUUAAAAGUAGAUGAAGAGCAUUGCAAACUUCAAGUUGGAUCUGAAAGAGCUAUCAAUGAAUGGAUUGUUAGUUGUGCUUUCCUUAAUGAAACAACAGCUUUGAUAUUGAAUUCCCAUAACACCGUUUACAAAAUAGACGUUUCUCAAUGGGAUACUGAAGAUCAGCAUUUCAGUUUAUUGGAGGAAGUCCAUUGUAAUGAGAAGUCUAUCUUAUACAGUGGGUCAAUUCGUAUCCUAGGUAACGGUGAUGUCUACGUGGCAGCAGGUACAGUCAUGAAUGGUGUUAUUAUAUGGAAUUAUCACACCAAGCAGAUCUUACAUAAUUUAACUGAUCAUGAAGGGUCUAUCUUUGGGGUUAAAAUUGAUCGUAAUGGUAAAUAUGUUGUAUCUUGUUCUGAUGAUAGAUCUAUAAAGCUCUAUGACCUUGAAACUGCUCAAUUAUUGGCUACUGGUUGGGGACAUGGUUCUAGAAUCUGGAACCUUGAUUUCUUCCUUCAAAUGGAUGCUGAUGUUAAGAUUAUGUCUGCUGGAGAAGAUUGUACUUUACGUUUCUGGCAAUAUAACCAACAAGAAAGUUCAUUGGAUCAAUUAGAACUGAUAGAAAAUGCACAUUUGGGUAAGCAUAUUUGGUCUAGUGACAUUGAUGAUGAGACAUUGGGGCUAUGUGUGAGUGGAGGUGCAGACGGUAAAAUAAGAGUCCAUGAUUUACAAAAUAGAGGUACUCUUUUGUCUUAUUCCUUAGUUGAAAUAAGCAAGCAAACCGGUUUAACAUUCCAAAAAAACGAAAUCAUUAAACAGUAUUGUGAACUUGAAGUUCAGACAUUAUUUCUCACAUCUCAUGGUCAAUUUUUUGCUAUGAAAGCUAAUGAUAGUUCAUUCGUUAAAGUUACCAUCCCUGAGACACUUUCAAAAGAAUUCAACAACUUUGGUAUAAUGCAUGGCUUUAAGCAGUCGAACUCAGCAAUAGUUUGUACCCGGACUGGUGCACUUUUAAAGAUCGCUUUUGCUGAUGAACAAGAACCUUCCUUUGAGUGGAUAAUAGAAUCAUCAUCUCCCAAUAAAGUGACAAACUUCUUGUCAUAUAAGGGAGAAACUUCAACGUAUAUGUUUACUGAUUGUCCUAAUCCUCAAAUACCAUUCACAUUCCAUAUCUUGGACCACAGAUUGAAGAUACAGAAGACACUCACUUUAGCACAGCCCGAACGAACAUUCACCAGUACCUUUAUGCACAUUGAUGAGACCAAUAACUGGCUCUUUCUUGGAUCAAGACACGCAACCAUUGCCAUUUAUGAUUUGAACUCAAACUCCAACGCUAAUAUAUCAUUGCAAGUCUCUGCAGUAUUCAGGAAAAUGUGCCCUGGAGACACCAUUACCUCGAUAUCUUUCAUAGAAGGCAAUCAUAAUGAAGCCACAUUGUUGGUAACGGUUAGAGAUGGAAUCUAUAUGUAUGUGAAGUUCUCACGAGUAGAGGAUCAAGAAGAAUUUAAGUUCACCAUACUUCAGGAGAACAAACUUUCAAAAGGAUUUCUUGAAGGUGCAAUGAUCAAAGAUGGAUCAUUGAUAGUGUAUGGAUUUAAAUCGUCACACUUUUAUAUUUGGAACGAAACCAAGCAAGUGGAAAUCACCAAUGAACUCUGUGGAGGAGCUCAUAGGAAAUGGGAACUAAUUACCUAUGAUGAAGAAGCAGAUAUUGAUUAUAAAUUCAUUUAUAUCAACAAAUCUUCUCUUUUCUUUAAGACUUUCAAAGGACGGUUUACCGAUGCAAACUAUGGAAUAAUCAAUGAAGGUACCCACGGAAGAGAAAUAAGAGAUAUUGCUAUCUCCCCUGUUGCUUAUGAUGAUGGUAAUCGACUCCUUUUGACAGCUUCUGAAGACACAACAGUCCGAUUAUCAAGUGUGGAUACUAACGGGAUCAUCACAACUUAUUGGUGUAUGAAUAAUCAUGUUUCAGGAAUGCAAAAAAUAGCAUUCAUUAAUGAAGAAUACGCUGGUUCAACAGCGGCUAAUGAGGAGUUUAUUAUUUGGAAGUUAAGCAAGCUACAAGCUUCGAAAGUUCCAGUUAUUACUGAAUUUGCUAGGCUUCCUCCUUCAUCAGAUAUUCCUGAUUUGCGUAUCAUGGAUUUUACUACUAUUGAAAGUACUGAAGGGGAUAUUAUUGUUGCUGCAGUAUAUUCCGACUCCUCAAUUAAACUCUGGUAUCUUAAUACUAACACAGCACAGUUUGUACCCUUAGUGGAGGAUCGGUAUACCACAUGUUGUAUAUUGAAUGUCAAUUUCAUAAAGGUUAAGGGCCAAGUUUUAUUGGUAACUGGUACAACGGAUGGUAACGUUACUAUAUGGGAUGCACUGGAGUGUUUCCUAUCCACCACUGAUAAUACCGUAACCAAACUUGGACCUAUGUUGGUUAAACAGCAACUACACCAAUCUGGUGUCAAGGCACUUGCAAUUCAGUACAACGACAACGAUAUCCAUAUCUUUACUGGGGGUGACGAUAAUGCAUUAGUGGUAUCCAAGUUGAUCCUCUCGUCCAAUGAAGUUAUACUUGAACCUAUUUCCUUUGUUGAAUCAGCUGCAUCCUCCACGAUCACUUCGAUCUCCUUGGUAUCAACCAAUAAGAUCUUUGUGACAUCUGUUGACCAGAUCAUUAGACUUUGGACUUUCAAUGGUGAAGACUUGGAGUGUGACGCUGCUACAUACACUACGGUUUCCGAUACCGGAUGCUCUGAUGCCUUCAGCGGUACCACCAAUGGAACAAGUUUAUUAUUUGUAGGGGGUGCUGGGUUGAGUGUGUGGAAAUGA